AUGAAGAAAUUAUUCAAGUUCCCGAGAUGGAAGUCAUCAGUUGAUGCAUGUGAUUGCACUUCCGUAACCACAAAUGCCAGUGAUAUAAGAGAAAAUGAGAUGGGCAAGUUUCACAAGGCAGCCUGGCAGGGUGAUAUGGCCAAACUGGAGCAGCUUGUCAAAAAUGUUGAUAUCAAUCAGCUUGACAAAGACAACAGAACAGCACUUCACCUUGCUUGCACCCGUGGAAAUGUCGAGGUGGUGAAAUUCCUGAUCAAGAAAAAUGCCCAGGUCAAUUUGUCUGACAAACAAAAUAAAACUCCUUUAAUUAAGGCAGUGCAGGAACAACAUGAUCUGUGCGCCAACGUUCUCCUUGAAAACAAAGCCGACCCCAACCUGGUGGAUUCUGAUGGAAACACAGCUUUACAUCUGGCCUCCGGCAUCCCGUCACUCUCUGUCAUCACCUUGCUCGUGAAGCACGGCGGUGACAUCAACGUCAAAAAUCGGGAGGGCAUUUCACCCCUGACUGUGGCAGUCCAAGAGGACCACAAAGAAGUGGCAGAGUUUCUGCUGAAGAAAGGUGCCAAUGUUAAUAUUGUGGACAGACAUCGGAGGUCGCCGUUAAUGUUGGCCGCGGCUAACGGACACUUCGACAUGGUGCGACUGCUCCUAAAAUAUAAAGCCAACAUUGAACUAAAAGAUAGCCGAGGACAGUCAGCUGAGAACUACGGCGAGUUGGAAUAUCAUGACACCUGUAGCGUCCUCAUUACUGAGCACAGGAGGAGACCGCCCACCUCCCUCCUGGUCUCGCCAAGCCCAAGUAAAAGGAGGUCCAAAUCCCUGGAACGUAUCUCGAUUAAAGAUGUUGGAAGCGUUGAACGACGAAGUUCUACAGGUGGACACAAAGGGGAACUGAAACGGAAAAAUAGUGAAAUGAGGCACUUGGUGAAGUUUUCGACCCUAUUGGAUAAAGGAAAAACUGAAAAGUUUGACAACGAAGAAACGGGUUCAGAAUGGGGUAAAGCCAGCAACGCCAGUAAAAGGGCUGUGCCCGAAGGACCGGUGGCUUCGCAGAACUCUGAAGAAUUCGCGGAGUAUCCUAGUUCCUCUAUGGAAGCCAAGAGGUUUGAGGUGUUUCCAAAGGCAGCCGGAAGGAAUCUCUCGGACAGGGUAAACUUGAGUUUGGACGUCACGAAUUGGCUUUUUCAGGGUGCCAAAGAGCCUUCUCAGAGUCUUCCAGUGAAAAAUCCAAAUACUGCUUUUGACCUUGUCGCCAGAAGAUUAGAAGGACAUGCAAGUGAGAAAGCUGAGAGUUCAGUGAGCUGCAAAGGCAGUUUAUUGAGGAACAAGGAAAUGUCAGGUCCACCUGACGCCUCUUCAAAUUCAAAGAAGCCAACAGUAAGCAGACCACGGACCACAUCACUGCUGCAGCGGUUCUCCUUAACAAGGAAACCGGACAAGCAAGCCGCAAAGAAGAUUUCGCAAGUGGAAUUAGUUAGCGAGGCUCACUCCAGCAGAGCCGUUACCCUCAACCGAGAUCUUCCUGUAAACGACGACACUUUGAGUGAUUGCUCGGAGGAUGAAGGAAGGUCGCAAUCCAAACAAAAGAUGAAGAAACAGCGCAUUGAUGAAAUGGAGAUCUCCGAAGAACUUGAUGAGAUCACGUCCUCAUCGGAUGGGACUCUGGAGGAAGUGGAUAACCAAUUUAGGGUGAAGCUGGAAGACUUCGUGAGUCAACCGAUCAAGCACCCCAUUCUCAAAUCCACAGACCAUCACGGCUCCUCUGUCAAGGUGACCAAACUAAAAGAGGAGACGGCCCAGUUGAAGAGCAGAAUGGAGGAGGCCAAAGACGACCAUUGUGUCAUGGAGCAAAAACGCAUGCAGAUGGAAGCCGAACUCGCCAACCUCAGGUCGUCGUCAAAGCAACAGGAAGAAGACAGCCUCAAUACCAUCAGGAUGGCCAAACUCAACAAAAUCAAGCUCGAAGAAGACCUCCGACAGGCCCAUGUGCAGUUGUCUCAGGAACGCUGCACAAAUGCACAACUGCAGCAAAAACUAAAGAGUCAGGACUGCAAGCAACAGACCAUUGAAGAGGACUACAAAAGAACCAAACAUAAUGUGGAGCAUCUAAGAACCGAGCUUGCGCACAGCAGCACCAAACAAAAGGACCUUUUUGAGGAGAACGAAGCCCUCAAGGAGCAGCUGGAAAAUCUUCGCCAAGAUCUCCGACUCACCAGCGACAACCACGCCCAAAGCGUCUUGGAGUCGAACAACCUGAUUACGGGGUUGAAGUGCGAAGUGACCCUCGCCAACGCCCGACUGGAAGCUCAGUGUAAGGCUUAUAGCCUAUUGGAAGCCAAGACUCUGCUCCAGGAGGAGGAACAGCAGCGACUGAAAGACAAACUUGCAAGUGAGAUGGCCAUUCAACGAGAAGCCUUCAACAAACUGUCCCAGAAGCUGUCCAAGGCCAAGGCGCGCCAGGAGGCCACGCAGGAGCUGCUGAGCAAAUCUCAAAGCGAAGGUGCCAUGCUACAGCAAAAGUUGGACGAGACCCAAAAAUUGUGUGUCGCAAAGGACAUCGCCAUGUCGGACGCCCAAAAGUGUUCCAGUGAAAUUUUGGCCAAGCUGCGCUCAGACUGCGAAGACAGAGUCCAACUGGUGCAGGACAGGAAUCAGGAUCUCACCGCCGAACUUCGAGAAUAUAUCCACCAAUUACAGGAGGAGAAAAAAGAUAAAGAGGCGAGUCUGAAGCAGUUGCAGGCCGAGUUUGCCGACUUACUGGUGAAAGUGUCAAAGUGUGAAACUUCUCGAGAGCACCACGAGCGAUAUCACGUCGAAGCGGAGGAAGACAAAGCGCGACUGCACAAAGAGGUGGACAAGCUUCAACGAAAGUUGGAGGAACGAGAAUGCCAUUGGAAAAUGUCCGUCAAACAGCUGGAAGAAGUCGUGCACCGGCAACGAGCUCUACUUAAAGGCGCUAAGAGGAAAUUGGGAGAUCACAAAGCAAGUGAAAUCAUGAGGGAUAAGGUGAACGAGCUGCAAGCCGAGCUGAGGAGGCAAAUGUCCUUCCGCGGCCUCCUGGAGAAAAAUAAGAGCCAGUUGGAGGACGAGGUGCAGAGCCUGCGACGCCAAGUGGAGAUGAACACGGUGGAGCACAGGAAUGCGGAACAGUACCAGCAGGAAAUCGAGGAGAGGGCCCGACAGGAAAUACAGAAAAAAAUCUACGAAGUCAACCUCUUCUUACAGUUGCAGGCAGCGACGCAGGAGGCGCAGGACCAGAUUAAAGCCGUCACCGAAGUCAGCCUGCGCUCCAAGAUCCAAGAACUGGAAGAAGAACUGAAACAAUCUCACAGCAUCCAGCACGACACCAACGCCCAGAGAGACGCCUUGCACAAAGAGCUGAAGCGCUACCGGCAGAUGCACAGAGAAGAGCGUUGGCUGCGCAAGUCCCUCAGCAACGACCUCAGAAGGUAA
Messenger RNA from Syngnathus typhle (broad-nosed pipefish), 3453 nucleotides. RefSeq names its product ankyrin repeat domain-containing protein 26-like. Lineage: Eukaryota; Metazoa; Chordata; Actinopteri; Syngnathiformes; Syngnathidae. The transcript is spliced from 25 exons. The record is from RefSeq and is a predicted model, not a curated record. Gene Ontology annotation, molecular function: protein binding. The coding region runs from base 1 to 3453 and encodes 1150 amino acids.